AUGGAUCUCGAGGCGAGUGCGGUGGCCGCCGAGGCGCAGUGGAACGACACGGACGCGUCGCACCUUGACGUGACGGACCUCUCUGGUCCUUUCGAGGGGCCUGAGAAGCUCCUGGAGCUGUGGUUCGCGCCGUCCGUGAUGGAGCUGCCCGAGUGCGCAGACUACGCCGCGAACGGCGCACCGGUCGGCCGUGUGGGCCUGCGGCGCGUGCCGCGCAGCACCUGGGAAGGCAUGCUAGACCUGGUCAAGUGCAAGACGCUGAGCGUGGAGACGAGCGCAGAGAUGGAUGCGUACCUGCUCAGUGAAUCGUCCAUGUUUGUAUACCCCCACAAGAUUGUGCUCAAGACAUGUGGCACGACGACGCUCCUCCUGGGCCUCGACCGCCUGCUGCGCAUCGCCAAGACGGCGCUCUUUGACGACGAGAGUGUGCAGUAUGGCUCGUCCGUCUCGAGCACCGUGCUCUCCCAGGCGGUCGCAACCGACGUCGAGCCCAAGCAGCUCGGCGCGACGGUCUACCGCUGCUUUUACUCGCGCAAGAGCUUCAUGUUCCCGGAGAAGCAGCAGGGGCCGCACCGCGACUGGAUGCUCGAGACAGAACUCCUCGACAAGUACUUUGAGAACGGUGCGGCGUACACGGUCGGCAAGAUGAACGGCGACCACUGGCUCCUCUACAUGGCCGCGCACGAUGCUCCGGCGCACGAUGGCCCGGCGCCGCCGCAGCGGGCAAACAGCGCCGACAUGACGCUUGAAAUCCUCAUGACUGAGCUCUCGGCCAAGGCGCGCAAGCAGUUUGUCUUUGACGUGCUCCCAGACGGCCGGACGGCGCUGUCCAACGGCCAGGUGCCGGACAUUGGCGCGGCGCUCGACCACGGCCACGCGCUCGGCAAGGAGCUCUCGAGCCACAUUGGUCUCUCGCACCUCUUUCCCAGCACGCAGCUCGACGCCUUCGCGUUUGAGCCGUGCGGCUACUCGGCCAACGCUCUGGUGCCGGCAUGCCCGGCGCACUCGGCCGGCUACUGGACGGUGCACGUCACGCCGGAGGACGGCAGCAGCUACGCGAGCUUUGAGACGAACAUUGCGCUCGACUGCGACGAGCCGUCGGCCGCCGAGGCGCAACAGCCGCACGCCGCACACGUCCACACGCUCGUUCAGCGUGUCGUGGACAUGUUUGAGCCGGGGAGCUUUACGCUGACGCUCUUUGUGUCGGACGAGGGCACGGACGCGUCGCCGCUGCGCAUGCUCGAGCUCGAGCACUACCGCAAGAGCGACCGCAUUCUAUACGAGUUCGAGGGGUACAACCUUUUGUUCCUCUCUUUCCAACGGACGUAG
Messenger RNA from Malassezia japonica, 1329 nucleotides. RefSeq names its product adenosylmethionine decarboxylase (gene SPE2). Gene Ontology annotation, biological process: spermine biosynthetic process; spermidine biosynthetic process. NCBI's taxonomy places the organism in Eukaryota, Fungi, Basidiomycota, Malasseziomycetes, Malasseziales, Malasseziaceae. Gene Ontology annotation, cellular component: cytosol. The transcript has a single exon. The record is from RefSeq and is a predicted model, not a curated record. Gene Ontology annotation, molecular function: adenosylmethionine decarboxylase activity. Bases 1 to 1329 code for a protein of 442 amino acids.